CCUGUGUGGUUUUGGACAUGACUUGUCUCUCCAAGUCUCAGCCAGCAAUAGAGUCUUAUAACCAGCCAGGAGGUAACUGAGCCCCGACACCCAGCCGGCCCCCCACCUUCAUUCUCUUCCAACCUGCGGCAAUGUGGAUCCCUACAGUCAUCGUGAUCCUUCUUAGCGUGCAAGGAGCAGAAGCCGCCCUCCAAGAGCCUGAGAUCUGCUACAUUCUGGAUGCCAUCCUUUUCCUCUAUGGUAUUGUGCUCACAGCUCUCUACUGCCACCUCAAGAUACAGACAAAAAAAGCCCAGAAAAACAAACCAACAGGGGCCAUUUAUGAGCACCUAAACUACCCUGAAAAACAGAUCUAUGAAAAGAUUGGGGAAGGGCCCCAGAAAAAAGUAGAGGAGGGCGUUUACACGGGCCUGGAACCUGUGGAUAAAACCACCUAUGAAACCUUAAAGGGCGACGCCAAGAACAACUGAUCCGCUGGGUGCCCCGCCCACUGUCCAUAGCAACCGAGAAUUUUGCACUUUCCUGACCCAAGAGGAGGCCCAUUACCCUCCCGCAUGUUACCCAGGACUGUGGGGGGCUCCGAAUGUGGGGGUUCACUCUCACUUUAUGAUGUUUCUCUUGGGCUGGGAAUUAGUUACCCUGACCUGCGGGGGCACAAAGCAUUCUGGGAAAUAGCUCCCCAGCCACUAAAAUAAAGACCAUAUAGAGUGAUUGGUAAUGACAUCACAGUAUGAUGUCACUGAAAUCCCAAAUGAUGUCACAAUACAAUUUUCCAUAAUUACUCGCUAUAAGGCAGCCCAGUGCCGCGCCGUGUACCUAUAUCUAUACAGGGUUGGACUGGGGGACCCCUGCACCCCCUCCCCCCCGGGAUCCUGCCACCCACCCUGCAUUGGGAGAGGGGGCCCCAGAGCUCCCAGCAGAGAUCACUCCCGUCCCGCCGGCCCAGUCCGACCCUGUAUAUAUAUAUAUAUAUGUGUCUAUAUCCCCAUCACCCCCCUAUUUCUUUAGCAUCCCAGGGGCGCACCGGGGGGAGCCGUGAUUAGGGGGGGGUCCUGCUCUGCUUCAUAUAUAGGAAAAUGAAUGUAUUUUUAAGGUCAGAUAUUUAAUAACUCGCUUAUCUGCUAACGGCCCCCCCAAGCCGCUUAUUUGUAACCCCCCUCGCCCCCCCUGUAAUAAGAACCCUGUCCCCCCUCUCCGCAGCGCUUUACCCCAAACUGAUAUUGUACAAUAAACUGUACUGAGUCUUAACUGCC
Molecule: messenger RNA, 1253 nt
Organism: Xenopus tropicalis (tropical clawed frog)
Lineage: Eukaryota; Metazoa; Chordata; Amphibia; Anura; Pipidae
Gene: fcer1g
Product: Fc epsilon receptor Ig
Exons: 6
Coding region: 132-470 (112 amino acids)
Source: RefSeq, a predicted model, not a curated record